This is a messenger RNA of Serinus canaria (Common canary), 3228 nucleotides long. It is a transcript of the gene MARCHF6, whose product is annotated as membrane associated ring-CH-type finger 6. Gene Ontology annotation, molecular function: zinc ion binding. The record is from RefSeq and is a predicted model, not a curated record. Gene Ontology annotation, cellular component: endoplasmic reticulum membrane. Lineage: Eukaryota; Metazoa; Chordata; Aves; Passeriformes; Fringillidae. The transcript has 26 exons. The coding region runs from base 105 to 2924 and encodes 939 amino acids.
UGGCCGCGGGCUCGGCGGCGCGGCCGGUCCGUCCGCUCGGCGCGCGGCCCCGCCCCCCCGCGGUCACACCACCCGCCCGGCCGGCGCUGCGUCAGCCCGGCAAGAUGGAGACCGCUGAGGAAGAUAUAUGCAGAGUCUGUCGGUCGGAAGGAACUCCCGAGAAACCCCUCUAUCAUCCGUGUGUGUGUACUGGCAGUAUUAAAUUUAUUCAUCAGGAAUGCUUAGUUCAGUGGCUUAAACACAGCAGAAAAGAAUACUGUGAAUUAUGUAAGCACAGAUUUGCUUUCACACCAAUUUAUUCCCCAGAUAUGCCUUCACGGCUUCCAAUCCAAGACAUCUUUGCUGGACUGGUUACAAGUAUUGGCACAGCAAUACGAUACUGGUUUCAUUAUACACUUGUGGCCUUUGCAUGGUUGGGAGUAGUACCUCUUACUGCAUGUCGUAUCUACAAGUGCUUGUUUACUGGCUCUGUGAGCUCACUACUGACACUGCCAUUAGAUAUUCUGUCCACGGAGAACUUACUGGCUGACUGUUUGCAGGGCUGUUUUGUGGUGACAUGCACUCUGUGUGCAUUUAUCAGCCUUGUGUGGUUACGUGAACAGAUUGUCCAUGGAGGAGCACCACAGUGGUUGGAACAAAAUCAGCAACAGCCACUCAAUGGUGUUGGUCAACAAAAUGAGGCUCAGGCUGCUGUAAAUGGAGGUGUUGAAAAUGCUGUGCUUGAUCAACCUGCUAACCCAGCUGCUGAGAAUGUAGUUGUAGGUGAGAACCCUGAAAUUCAAGAGGAACAAGUAGAUGAAGAGGAGGAAGAUAAUGAAGAUGAAGAGGAUGCUGUAGUAGAAGAUGCAGCAGAUGCAAACAAUGGAGCACAAGAACAUAACAUGGAGUGGUUACAUCUUGUUUUGAGUGAUCUUACAGCUGUAAAAAUGGCCAUUGUCUCCUCAGAUGACAUGAACUGGAAUGCUUUGGAAUGGGAUCGAGCAGCAGAAGAGCUUACUUGGGAGCGAAUGCUUGGACUUGAUGGAUCCCUGGUUUUCUUAGAACAUGUCUUUUGGGUGGUGUCUUUAAAUACUCUGUUCAUACUUGUCUUUGCAUUUUGUCCAUACCACAUUGGUCACUUCUCCAUUGUUGGCCUGGGCUUUGAGGAAUAUGUCCAAGCAUCUCACUUUGAAGGCCUGAUUACAACUAUAGUGGGAUAUGUUCUUCUAGCAGUGACUCUAAUUGUUUGUCAUGGUUUGGCAGCUCUUGUUAAGUUUCAGCGAUCACGUCGUUUACUAGGAGUUUGCUAUAUUGUUGUCAAGGUUUCCUUGUUAGUGGUGGUUGAAAUUGGUGUGUUUCCUCUCAUCUGUGGCUGGUGGUUGGAUAUAUGCUCCUUGGAGAUGUUUGAUGCCACUCUGAAAGACAGAGAAUUGAGCUUUCAGUCUGCCCCAGGCACCACAAUGUUUCUGCAUUGGUUGGUUGGAAUGGUUUAUGUCUUCUAUUUUGCAUCCUUCAUCCUUUUGCUAAGAGAGGUAUUGAGACCUGGUGUCUUAUGGUUUCUCAGGAAUUUGAAUGAUCCAGAUUUCAAUCCUGUGCAGGAAAUGAUUCAUUUGCCCAUUUAUAGACAUCUCAGGAGGUUUAUCUUAUCAGUGAUUGUCUUUGGAUCAAUUGUACUGCUCAUGCUCUGGCUUCCUAUACGCAUUAUUAAGUAUCUCCUGCCUAACUUUCUUCCAUAUAAUGUUAUGCUCUACAGUGAUGCUCCAGUAAGUGAACUUUCCCUAGAGCUGCUUUUGCUUCAGGUGGUGCUUCCAGCUUUGCUAGAGCAAGGACAUACAAGACAGUGGUUGAAAGGUCUUGUACGAGCAUGGACUGUUACUGCUGGAUACUUGCUGGAUCUUCAUUCUUACCUACUUGGUGAUCAGGAAGAGAACGAAAACAAUGCAAAUCAGCAACCUAACAACCAGCAUGCUCGCAAUAAUAAUGCCAUUCCAGUUGUGGGAGAAGGUCUCCAUGCGGCCCAUCAAGCCAUACUUCAACAGGGAGGACCUGUGGGUUUCCAGCCUUAUCGUAGGCCUUUAAAAUUCCCACUCAGGAUAUUUCUUUUGAUUGUUUUCAUGUGCAUAACAUUACUGAUUGCUAGUCUUAUCUGCCUUACCUUACCAGUGCUUGUGUUUUCAGUGUUCGCUGGCCGGUGGUUGAUGUCGUUUUGGACGGGGACUGCCAAAAUCCAUGAGCUGUACACAGCUGCCUGUGGUCUUUAUGUCUGUUGGCUGACUAUCCGAGCUGUGACAGUGCUGGUUGCCUGGAUGCCACAGGGUCGUAGAGUCAUUUUCCAGAAGGUCAAAGAAUGGUCUCUCAUGAUAAUGAAGACAUUGAUAGUGGCUAUACUGCUCGCUGGUGUGGUUCCACUUUUGCUUGGUCUUUUGUUUGAACUGGUCAUCGUCGCACCUUUGAGAGUUCCUUUGGAUCAAACACCUCUCUUCUACCCUUGGCAGGACUGGGCUCUUGGAGUUCUGCAUGCCAAAAUAAUUGCUGCCAUAACAUUGAUGGGUCCCCAGUGGUGGCUGAAAACUGUUAUUGAACAGGUAUAUGCAAAUGGGAUCCGUAACAUUGACUUACACUUCAUCAUCCGUAAGCUGGCAGCACCCGUAAUCUCGGUCCUCUUGCUUUCCCUGUGUGUGCCGUACAUCAUAGCUUCUGGUGUUGUACCUUUACUGGGAGUUACUGCUGAAAUGCAGAACCUCGUUCAGCGACGCAUUUAUCCUUUUCUGCUUAUGGUGGUGGUUUUGAUGGGAAUUCUGUCCUUCCAAGUCCGCCAGUUCAAGCGCCUUUAUGAACAUAUUAAAAAUGACAAGUACCUUGUUGGACAACGACUUGUGAAUUAUGAACGGAAGUCUGGUAAACCAGGCACACCAACAACUCCACCUCAGUCUUCACAAGAAUAGAUGGUCAUAUUAAACAUCUUGACCUUCCCUUUGCCUUUACAUGUCCUUUUUUCAUAGACUCUUCUCAUCUUUGGAUAUCUCUCCCAAUAAUACUCUCAGCAGUGUUUUGGCUUCUGUUGGUAGCAUCCAGAUAGCAGUUAAGGCUCUGUUUCUUAUCUGCAUUUUCUGAUGUUGUAAAUGCUGUCUGAGGUCUGUAUAUGUGUAUAUAGAAGUGUCCUGACACCCUAAAACCUUGGAUUAAAAAGAAUGUGCAUUGUACAUCUUUAAAAAGUAUAUUAAUUUAUUAAAUCUAGUUGUCACUUUA